GCCGAGGCAGAGGUUGAAGUUAACGAUUCCUUGAUGCGGUUUUUCGAUCACUGCGCCAAGUUUGUCGCCUUGGUGGAAGAGAACGAGGCGGCGAUGUACCAGGUGAAUGCCUUCAAAGAGGGGCCGGAGAUGAGGAAGGUCUUGGAGAAGGUUGCGAGUGCCUUGUGCUUGCCAGUGGAGGAGCUGAACGCAGACCUUGUUCAAGUGGCUUUUCUCACCUGCUCAUACGAGUUGGCUAUAAAAAAUGUGACCUCCCCGUGGUGCUCGCUCUUCAGUGAAGAAGAUGCCAAGGUACUGGAAUACCUGAAUGACCUGAAGCAAUACUGGAAGAGAGGAUAUGGCUAUGACAUCAAUAGUCGCUCCAGCUGCAUUUUAUUCCAAGAUAUCUUCCAGCAUUUGGACAAAGCAGUGGAAGAGAGCAAAAGUUCAAAACCCAUUUCUUCACCUUUGAUUGUACAAGUUGGGCAUGCAGAGACACUUCAGCCACUGCUUGCCCUUAUGGGUUUCUUCAAAGAUGAUGAGCCUCUCAAGGCAAACAAUUACGUCAGACAAACGCAUCGGAAAUUCCGCAGUGGCCAGAUCGUGCCUUAUGCAGCCAACCUGGUAUUUGUGCUUUACCACUGCGACCAAGUGAAAACCUCUAAAGAAGAGUAUCAAGUGCAGAUGCUGUUGAAUGAAAAACUGAUGUCGUUUCAUCACUCAAAUGAAACCAUCUCUACCUACGCGGACCUCAAGGACUAUUACAAGGACAUCCUGGAAAACUGCCACUUCAAAGACGAGUGUGAAUUACCAAAAGUUAAUAUUACUGCUGUUGAUGAGCUUUGAGGGAAUGAAGUGGCGUGGGUGUUCUGCAAAUUGAUCUCGGUUCCAUUCGACAGAGAUUGUGAACAGGCGCUUCUGAUGAUUUGCUGCUGCCAUGUCGACUUUCUAAACUUGCAGAUUUGAUGGGCAGUCUCAGCUCAAUGCACUGUUUAUUUAUUACGUAAGCAGAAUUACAAAAACAAAUGCUGUAACAGGGAUGUUGCUGAGCAUUUGUAGCAAAUAUGUGAUGCAAGAUGAAGUGUACCUGUAUGUUUAUAUGUACAAAUAAGUAAUUUCAUUGGUCAUUCCUCUUAUGAAUGUGCCAUAGAUGGAUUUAAGAGCUGGGGCGACUUCUGUUUUAUCAGAGGUGAAGGUGGUUAGACUGAUUCAGUAUUGCUUUGCUGCACUGCCUGUUUUGCUAGCUACUGUUUUCCUGUGGCAGGCAUGAAAUAAUUCAGAACUGUGAGCUUUUUUGCUCCUUUUCCUGAGCUUCUAGAAGGGGGAGGGUACGUAGUCCUUCUCCACUGCCCAACUUCUGCCUGGACAGCACCAUAGGAACAUCUCUCUUGGGCAUUUAAAGCAGGAGGAGUUGCAGUGUUCCUGCAUGCAUUAUCUGCUUGAAAAGGGUCCAUCAUCGACCCAUCCCGCAUAGCAAGUUAGCCUUCAGGGUAAGUAAAUUAUCUUUUUUUUAAAAAAAAGAAAGUAGUAAAAAAAAAAAAAGAAUAUUGCAGGAGUGGGAUGUAGCCACUCUUUCUUUAAGGUGCUCUGGGAGAUGCAGCGGUUGUUCUCUCGGUAGUCUGGUGUGUCCUUUCACUUGACACCAUCACUUUCUUGUGUUAAAGGCUUGGCCUAGGGCCAAAAGUUCGGCUCUGCUAUGGCUAGGAACAUCUUGGUCCUGUCCAAGUGCUGGCAGUUUUCCUAGCAGCUCUGGUUGGAAGGGACCUCUGGAGGACUCCAGUCCAGCCCCCUCCUUGAAAUGGGAUCAUUGCUAACCCUAAAUCCAGGCAGGUUUUGGACUGUAAAAAGUGUCUGGCUGAGACUUGACUUCUGCUAGCUUUAAGGCACCGAAUGUGGUGUCACUUAUGCAGGCCUUAUGCAUUUGAUAUGCCACCUUGUUCUUGAAAUGAAGCUGGCUUUAAAGAAAUUAACUGCAUACAAGUACUGGUGACGCCUUAAAGCAACUGCACUUAAGGUAGGUUCACUUGUUACUGACAGUUGGAAAGUGUUUAAGCUCUGCCAUGCGAUGAAGAUAAUUGUCCAGAAGGGUCUGAAAUGCAGUUAAGUCAGAUAAAAAUGCCUUUAAUGCCCAGAAGGGAAUGGCUGUGUGAACAACUUGCCGCAAAGCAAAUGAGGGUGUGGAUUUAUGGUGCUGGUAGCUCUUGAAGUGUGUACCCACAUCCUAUAACGAGUGUUCCAGAGCUUACCUGGUGAAGUGGGGCAUAAUUUGCUGUGUUUACUGGGGAGUUGGUAUAAGCGAUUACCACAGGGUAUCAGGUGCACUAUAAAUAUUUAUACCCUCGUUUGCUGCGGGGUAACUUCUUUUUGUAGGCUCACCUUCAGAACUGGGAACUUAACUGCCCCAAAAAUGGGAAAGAGAAAGCCAAACUGGCUCAAAGUUGAGGAGUCAAACUUAGUGUAUUUUUUCUAUUAUUUUUCUUGAGGAUUUAGGCUUCUGUCACUUUUGUUUCUAAUAUGGCUUUUAUAAAAGCAUUUAAGGUUUACAUAUCUGUAAGUUAGAGCAAUUGAAAACCUGUUUUUUACCAUUGCACUCUUGAGUUAAGAGCUCUUCCCUAUGUUGGGACGUUUCAUUGACGCACUGAUUUCUGUGGAGACCAAGGUUCUGAUUGCUGCAGAUACUGGUUAAAACUGGUGGGUAUUUCAGCAUUAACACCCCGGUGAAAUGCUUUCCUGCAUUUAGCUCUGCAGCUCUCUUCCUGAAACUGGUGAAAUGGCCAGGGAGGAGUAUCGAUGCUGAAACAAGUGUAGGAAUAUAGGUCAGGAUAAUUGUCAGCCCCAGCAUAUGACUUCUACUGCUGUAUCAGCUUUGCAUGUCUCCUGUUUUACAUGAUCCUACCUUGAGGCUAAGUCAACUGAUCACGAUUACUGUGACAGAUGCCUGUUACAAACUUUAUUGCAACAUGUGAGGUCAGCUACAAAGAAACAAACCUUUGUUUAAAGGCGGUUAAGUUUGGUAAAUAGCAGAAACAAGGAUGAGAAAAUCCACCUUUGAACAAGUAUUCUUUUUUUCUGUGAGUCAGUCAUCCCCUGGUGAUUCACGAUUUAAACAGAAGGGAUGAAAGCCUGACUGCUGGACGGAGGAUCUCUGUUUGUCAGUUCAGUGAGGCUGAUUUUAAGACAUCAUGUUUGUUAAAGGUUACAUCCUUCUUUCUUAUGGAGGAGGAAUGUGUUGUGCUUGACUGCUUUUUUUGAUCAUGUGCCAGAUGAGGUGGAGGAACCAAAAAACUCUUCCUACAGCGAGGCGUCAUUUGCUUCCGCAUUACCAAGUUGGCUGUAUGCUUAAAUUCUGUGCAAAGGGCUGCAGGGAUGACUCUUCAGGGGCUGUUUCCUAUCUUGCUUUGAGUGCAGCUCCGUCACACCUCCAGCAUACCCGAUACAACUCCAGUGGCUGUCAGCAAUGAGCUGGAAAGGAACGUGUGCUGUUUGGAUUCUGAUCUGUAUUUAAAGGAUGUGCUGACUCACUCCUUUGGCAGAAUUAGAGGCUGAAUGUGGAAACUUUGCACAACUGUAGCAAUAGAAGUGUUUGGACAUGUAAAUGUUCUAGGCACUUGUGACUGAUUCUUACCAUUAGGGAGGUGACUUCAGUGUGACCCUUUUAUUUAGUAAAUAUAUACAUUUGUUUAUAUACUGAAAACUAAAAUGGAUCACAAUAUUUCCAUGCAGUUGGGCACUAGCUCAGUGAGCAGCAUUCAGACAGGCUGCCGUAUCUCAUGGCAUUGCAGAUGACCACAUCCUGAAAAAGUCCUGCAGGAAAAAUAAUGCCUUCUCCUCCUUCCUGUGGCUCUGGACAAAACACCUCAUCUCAGUCAUCCGUCAAGGACUUUGUUUGCAACCUUCCUCAAACUGGAAGCUUUCAUUGAUGAAAAAUACCGACAGUGUUCUUGGA
Messenger RNA from Egretta garzetta (little egret), 3925 nucleotides. RefSeq names its product multiple inositol-polyphosphate phosphatase 1 (gene MINPP1). Bases 34 to 825 code for a protein of 263 amino acids. The record is from RefSeq and is a predicted model, not a curated record. The transcript is spliced from 5 exons. Lineage: Eukaryota; Metazoa; Chordata; Aves; Pelecaniformes; Ardeidae. Gene Ontology annotation, molecular function: acid phosphatase activity; inositol phosphate phosphatase activity.